AUGCCGUUUUGUUUGGCUGAGCUAAAGAACGUGUUCUUCGACGCCCUCACCGGCUGCCCACCAGACGCGCCACAGCAGACGAGAGACAUGGCGGUGACCGUGGCCGGCGCGUCUCUCUUCGCUGGAUCGUGGCAACCGCUGGAGGCAACACGUGUGCCGGUGCGCGCCUACCUGCGCGGGACAGGCGAGCUCGAUACGGAGGACUCAUGCAGGAGAUCUGUGGUGCGCGUCGUGGAUGCGGCGAUGAACGAUCUGCUCAACGACGAUGCCGUGAACGCGUUUAUCGGAGCCAGGGCGUGCGAGUCGGCCGACGUCGUUGGAGCAUGUGAGCACAUCUUGCGCAAGUACCUCCUUUGGAUCCUGGAUGGCUACUUGCACUACGACGGGACGGUCCAGUGCCCCUUCUACGAUGCACUCAAGAGUACGGUGUGCGCGUUUUCGCUGGAGUGGGGUCAGACGUUUGGGCCGAUGUUUGCGGAGGCGCAAAGCCCGGACGAGUUCUUCAACGUUUUGGUCACGCGCGGCGCACUGCACCACGCCACUGCCAUGGCGACGAACCCCGACGACGCGAAGGUGCGUAUGGUGACCGCCAUGUCUAUUCAGGUCUUUCUGAUGGCCAAGACGUACUCGCCAAAUACGCCGUUUCCGUCACAAUUCGCGCUCUGA
This is a messenger RNA of Leishmania mexicana MHOM/GT/2001/U1103, 666 nucleotides long. RefSeq lists its product as hypothetical. The record is from RefSeq and is a predicted model, not a curated record. Bases 1 to 666 code for a protein of 221 amino acids. Lineage: Eukaryota; Euglenozoa; Kinetoplastea; Trypanosomatida; Trypanosomatidae. The transcript has a single exon.